UGUGGAGGGGUGAACCAGUGAACGCUUAGGGAGACGUGACAUACUGACUGGAAUCUGGAGACGAAGGUAAAACCCAACGGGCCAGCUGUGAUUAAACGACGGGUGAUUGGCCUGGAACACCGGUCUGAUGACGUCCACGCUGCAGGUCGCUGAAUACGACGGAUCUCAAGACGAGGGAUCAAGCCCAAAGAAGAAAAGAGAUGUUUGGAGAGGCGUCAGACCACUGCAGAUAGCAGAAUAUGAUACAUUAAAAGAAGAGAAAUCGUGCACAAAACAUUUUAGGGAAUUUCAGAGUGGCGUGUGUGCUCCACUAACUGGUAUGGACAGUGGGGCGGAUGAACGAGGAUCAUAUCCGAGGUGGGUGACAUCAUCUGGAAUUGCUGCUUUGAUUCUGUUUCUGUUGUGUAUUCUCCUACUGGCUGGGAUCAUUGGCCUUUCUGUUCACUAUAACAAAGUGAUCAGUCGUUACAACAUUGCAAGAUCCCAGUCAUCCACUUACAUUAAACAGACUGAAGAGAAAUACCAUUUCAAGGCAGGUUACAACAACCUGACUAAAGAGAGAGACCAGUUAAAGCUCAGUUACAACAACCUGACCAAAGAGAGAGACCAGUUAAAGGCCAGUAACAACAACCUGACUGAAGAGAGAGACCAGUUAAAGGUCAGUUACAACAACCUGAUCAAAGAGAGAGACCACUUGAAGGUCAGUAACACCAACCUAACUGAAGAGAGAGACCAGUUAAAGGCCAGUAACAACAACCUGACUGAAGAGAGAGACCAGUUAAAGGUCAGUUACACCAACCUAACUGAGAGAGACCAGUUAGAAGCCAGUAACAAGAACCUGACUGAAGAGAGAGACCAGUUAAAGAUCAGUUACAUCCACCUGACCAAAGAGAGAGACCACUUGAAGGUCAGUUACACCAACCUAACUGAAGAGAGAGACAAGUUAAAGGUCAAUCAAAACAACCUGACUGAAGAGAGAGACCAGUUAAAGGUCAGUUACAACAACCUGAUCAAAGAGAGAGACCACUUGAAGAUCAGUUACACCAAUCUGACUGAAGAGAGUGACCAGGUAAAGGCCAGUUACAACAACCUGACUGAAGAGAGAGACCAGUUAAAGGCCAGUUACAACCACCUGACUAAAGAACGAGACCAGUUGAAGGCCAGUUACAGAAACCUGACUGAAGAGAGAGACCAGCUGAAUGAAACGCUAAACCUUUGGAACAGUGGGUGGAAAAAAUUUGGUUCCAGUUGGUACUUCCUCUCUAAACAGAAGAACACCUGGACUGCCAGCAGAGAGGACUGUCUGAAGAGAGGAGCUCAUCUGGUGAUCAUCAACAGUGAGGCAGAACAGAGAUUCAUCUAUAGAUUAGGUGAAUCCCUUUCCGCCCACAUCGGUUUACAUGACAUGAAUACAGAGGGGGAUUGGGAGUGGGUUGAUGACGGACCAUCCAGAAAAUCAUCAACUCCUGACAUCACGUUCUGGAAUGAUGGGGAACCAAACAAUUCCGGGGGGGAGGACUGUGCUGAGAUUGUAACCAAGGCAAAAAACCCAUUAAAGAGCUGGAAUGACAUACCAUGCAGUAAGAAUAUUAACUGGGUGUGUGAGAAGACCCCAUCUGCAUUCUAAUAUAAUGUCUUUAAAAAUGAAAUGUCUACAGUAUAAAGGUUUGAGCCGUCUUCCCAGUGCUUCCUGUAGCAAACCAGUAGAUGCUAAACCACCAACACACCCCCUCAUUUUUAUAAAGUUAGGCUGGAUCAGUCUGUUAUUCGCCCCAAAGUAGUUGUGCCCCAGAGCAAGACAUCUGACUUGCCAAGUAGGGGAGUGUUUAUUAGUCGGUCUUGGUUAUGUUUCUGUGGUCACCACACAUUGUACAUGUCAAGCCCACAAUCUGUGCUAGACAGGUAAUGCCAACCCUAAAUACUAUAUGUCCUGUAAUAUUUUCUGUCACAUUUUCAAAAGGAUCACACAUUGAAAUGAUGAUGAAUCUGUGCUUUAAUUUUAUUUUCACAGGCCAGGUAUAUAUUAUUGAGUGCCAUAUGUUAUGUCUUCUGUAUUAUACUUUUUUUUACAUGUGGAAUAAAACAGGUGAACUGAUA
Esox lucius (northern pike) is the source of this 2097-nucleotide messenger RNA. RefSeq names its product C-type lectin domain family 4 member M. NCBI's taxonomy places the organism in Eukaryota, Metazoa, Chordata, Actinopteri, Esociformes, Esocidae. The record is from RefSeq and is a predicted model, not a curated record. Gene Ontology annotation, molecular function: signaling receptor activity. The transcript is spliced from 6 exons. Bases 128 to 1627 code for a protein of 499 amino acids.